GUGGGAGCGGCUACUACUCACCUCGGGGAAAAGGGGGUGGGAAAGAGGGGGAGCCGUGCGCCUCCCCCACGCCAGGUCCUUGGGGAGUGAGGUUGCAGCUGGGGGUUCUGCCGCUUGGGUCUCGCUUGGAAGCGCCUGGGGCAAGGAAAGUUUCCGGCUUCUUCUCUUUCCCCGCUUCUCCCUUUCCUUCUUUUUAUCCUCUCUGCUGGCCCGGUGGCACGAUGACGGCGUCUCCCGACUACCUGGUGAUUCUCUUCGUGACCACGGCGGGCACCAACGGGGCAAGGUUGGGCUCAGACGAGCGAGAGCUGCUCCAGCUCCUGUGGAAAGUGGUCGACCUGAGGAGUAAGGAGCUGGGGCACCUGCAUGACGUGCUGGUCCGGCCUGACCACACAGAACUGACGGCUGAGUGCCAGGAGAUCACCCAAGUGGAUGUGGAGAGCCUGGCACUGGCUCCACCGCUGGAGCAGGCAUUGAGACAGUUUAAUCAGUCCGUGAGCAAUGAACUGAACAUUGGUGUAGGUACUUCUUUCUGUUUCUGUACUGAUGGACAGUUGCACAUUAGGCAGGUUCUACACCCUGAAGCUUCCAAAAAGAAUAUUUUACUGCCUGAAUGCUUCUAUUCCUUUUUUGACUUGCGGAAAGAGUUCAAGAAAUGUUGCCCUGGCUCACCUGAAGUUAGCAAACUCGAUGUUGCAGCCAUGACAGAAUAUUUAAAUCUUGACAAGAACAGUCCAGCAUUUCCCUAUGGAGCCUCUCAAGUUGAAGAUAUGGGGAAUAUUAUUUUAACAUUAAUAUCUGACCCAUACAAUCACCGAUUUUCAGAUCCAGAAAGGGUGAACUACAAAUUUGAGAGUGGGCCUUGCAGCAAGAUGGAACUUGUGGAUGACAAUGCUGUUAUCCGAGCAAGAGGAUUGCCAUGGCAGUCAUCUGACCAGGACAUAGCGAGAUUCUUCAAAGGUCUAAAUAUUGCCAAAGGAGGUGCUGCACUCUGUCUCAAUGCCCAAGGUAGGAGGAAUGGGGAGGCUCUUGUGAGGUUCGUAAGCGAAGAGCAUAGAGAUCUAGCACUACAAAGGCACAAGCAUCACAUGGGGAACCGAUACAUAGAGGUAUACAAGGCAACAGGUGAAGACUUCCUUAAAAUUGCAGGAGGUACUUCCAAUGAGGUUGCACAGUUCUUGUCAAAAGAAAACCAAGUGAUUGUCAGGAUGCGAGGUCUUCCUUUCAAUGUAACAACAGAAGAAGUGCUGACUUUCUUUGGCCAGCACUGCCCUGUAACAGGAGGAAAGGAGGGAGUCCUGUUUGUCACUUACCCUGACAGCAGGCCAACAGGGGAUGCCUUUGUCUUGUUUGCUUGUGAGGAAUAUGCACAAAAUGCACUGAAAAAGCACAAGGAUUUGCUGGGGAAAAGGUACAUUGAACUCUUCCGGAGCACUGCAGCAGAAGUUCAGCAGGUGCUGAACAGGUACUCUUCCACACCUCUCAUUCCUCUCCCAACACCUCCAAUUCUUCCAGUAUUACCUCAACAGUUUGUGCCUCCCACUAACAUCAGAGACUGCAUACGUUUGCGUGGUCUUCCCUAUGCUGCUACUAUAGAGGACAUUCUGGACUUCCUGGGAGAGUUUUCUACAGAUAUUCGGACCCAUGGAGUUCACAUGGUACUAAAUCACCAGGGACGUCCAUCGGGAGAUGCUUUCAUUCAGAUGAAAUCUGCAGAUCGAGCUUUCCUGGCUGCACAGAAGUGUCACAAGAAGACUAUGAAGGACAGAUAUGUUGAAGUCUUUCAAUGUUCUGCUGAAGAGAUGAACUUUGUAUUAAUGGGGGGCACUUUAAAUCGAAAUGGCUUGUCCCCGCCACCAUGUAAGUUACCAUGCCUUUCACCCCCUGCCUACUCCUUUCCAGCUCCUGCUGCAGUUGUGCCAACAGAAGCUGCUCUGUAUCAGCCAUCCAUGCUUCUGAACCCACGAACACUCCAGCCCUCCACAGCCUACUACCCUGCUGGGGCUCAGCUCUUCAUGAAUUACACAGCUUAUUACCCCAGGUAAAGCAGAGGAGAACCCAAGCAACAACGAAGAAGUCUCUUUUUUCUUUUUUUUUUUUUUUUUUUGUCCCCAGCAAAUGCACAAAACUCACAAAAGAACAUUGUCUGCUCUGCUAAGGACUUGUAAUCCCAUGAACAGGUUGUUGGUAUCUUGUUCAGGGAAACAAUUUCAGGAUAACUAGGGAUUUUCCAAGUUUUAGAGUAUUGCAGGUAGCAAUGUUUGGGGGGCAGGGGGACUAAGUUAAUGUGUUUGGUUGGUUUUUUUUUUUUUGUUGUUUUUUUUUUUUAACCUAGGACACACAUUUAAGUUGGAUAUUUUUUAUUAUUUUUGUUUCACCUAACAUUCCUCUCAAACGUACUAGUUUGCUCUGUUAUGCCCUCAGUGGGAAUUGACAUUUGCAGUACUCUUUCCCAUGUCCAUAAAGAAACCCUUGGCCCCUCUUCAGAAUGGCUGGACUGGGGUCUGCCUUAGCAACUUCUGAAAUACUGCCUCUUUGUGUUUGUAACAAAGUAACUUUUGACCUUUAUGAUGAAAAUUGUUUACUUCUAUGAGUACAUAUUGUAUUGAAUCCAUACAUAAAGCAUAUAGAGGCAUGUGUUCUUCCUGUCCUCAUAACACCUCUCACAAAGGGCUUUUUGUUCUUCUGGAUAUAUUAGCUACCUGCUACAGAACAAAAUCUCUGGGUACCUGUUGCCCUCUGCAGUCAUGAGGCCUUGGAAGGAGCCAUGUUCCCUUUAAGCCAUAAACAAUUUCUCUGUUAGGAAAUCUGCUAAACAACUCAAGUUUUUUAUCUCUGCAGCAGGGACCAAAUAGCUGCUUAGGAAGCUGUUAAGCAAUAUGAGCACUUCAAUACUUGUAAGAUAACAAAGGUUUUCUUAUUACUUUACCUAUAUGUCUGUGAAAUGACUGUGUUUUUUUAUUAAAAUGUUUCCUUCACUCAUGAGUUACUUUCUAUAAUGCCUUCAAUAUCUGUUUUAUGGUUAUAAUAUUACCAAACUCAGCCUUGUUAAUGUAAGAUUAAGAAAAAUAAAAUUCCAAACUUGCACUGGCAAUAUAAAACAAGGUUCUCAAUAACAGUUCUAUAUUUCAUGAAAACACCGUAGCAGUUAGUCUGUGGUUACUGACAUGUUUUACUUAAGAUAAGAAUAGACUGGCCACUGUAGGCUAAAUGUCAGGCCCUAGUGAUUUCUCACUGAGUGAGUUCCCACAUGAGUCUCAUCACUGGCUGCUUGGGCUGUGGGCAUGUAUGUUGGUCACAGACUGAUCAAUUCUAAGCCCCAGAAUAUUCUUUUUAUAUUCUUGUCUAACUGGCAGUUGUUCACUGUUUUUAGGAAACCAUUAUUAUAUAGCUUCUCUGCCAAUUAUGAAUACUGCCCUUUUUAAGAAAAUAAGGAAAAAUUUCUGGAUUCAAGUUGGCUUCUUUGUUGUGGAUUCAGUGUUACGGUAUUGCUUUUCUAUCCAGAAUGUUUGAUCUACAAUUUGCAUGUACUCCAAUAGAUGUAGUGAUUCUUUGGAAAGGAUGUUUUUAGCUUGGUUUUUUGGGGGUUCGGUUUGGUUUGGGUUUGUUUGUUUCUUUUUUUUUUUUUUUUUCUUUAAUACUUACUGCUUUUCAGGCAAGUUCCUGUGCUUUAUCCAGGAUGCAAAAAAUAGAGUCCCUUUGAAGUAGCAAUAAGAACUCUCCUAAAUGUAGCUUUCUAGUUCUGAAGUUUAAGUCAAAAAUUAUGUGCAACAGGAAAGAAUGGGGUAUCCUCUGUACUAAGUGAUCCAUUUAAAAGCACAUCCAGAAAAAGUAAUAUAGAGCUUGUAGGUAAUGGUUAGACAAUGGUUCAUAAAUCUAACUGGUGAAUAUUUAUGGAAAUAAGGAAAACUUCUUUGAGCUGCUGCCAAAAGCUUCUACAACUUGUGUUUUGCAAGGUCAAGUUGCUUUAUAAUAGUCCAGCUCUAUUUUCUGCACAGAAAUCAGCCUAUGUGGUGGAAAGGAGGGAGGUAUUGGUUUGGUUUUCAGUACCUAUCAGAUAUCCUGAAACUCUCAGACUCAUCUUAAUGCUCUUGCAGCUUUGGCGAUGAAACCAGUGGUGUAAAGAAAUGGAUGCCUUCUAAGCUAUUAAAAUAGCUUUAGUGAACUCCUAAUGAAAAGGAGGGAGAGCAAGUAAUUCAGGAUCUGUCAGUCUUUGAUAUCACUGUUCAGCUUGUAAUUAUAUCUGGCAACAUGUUCUAACAGCAAAUCAGUGGUCUUGCUCUCUACCUAGUCUCAAGCUUUUAAGAAAGAACAAUAGGAUUCAUGGGAAGGAGGAAUUUUCCUUUAUCUAAUCCUGGGUGUACUAAAUGCUGUAUGAACAUUGGAAAUAACUGCACUACUUGGCACUUGCUAACACAUCCUAUAGAAACUUUUACUGUAUACAAACUUGGAAGCUGUGGCUACAGGGUAAACACUUUUUUAAAACAAAGCUAAAUCUUAGUUUAUUUAUUAAGUUCUGAUGCUGUUUUUAUCACUUUUAAGCAGUGCCUUCCAAUCCUCAGAAAUAUCUGUCAAAAUCCAUACAUGUAGUAAUACAUUUAUGCUUUUUACUUUUUAAAAAAGUAUUUUAAAUAGCAUAGUGGAAAGAGGAGAUUCUUAAAUGUAGGACUCAUAGCCAAAACAUGAUAUGGAAACUGCAACCUGGUGUAGGUUCAAACAAACUAGAUAAAUUCCAUGGCAGGAAAUUCAUUGUGAGUUAGUGAAUACACAGAAACCACACCUGGCUCAGGAAGUCCUUGAACUCAAAAUAAGUGGAAGAGUGUUCUUGUGUUCUGUCCCCUAUGGUAAAUUCUUGUGCUGUUGAACCAAGGUGGGUAGGUAAACUUGUUUGUUCACACCUUUCUGGGACUUGUCUUGAGAGAUACAGGUACUGCUUGAGAGUGUGGGUCUGUUCCAGUGUUUGUCUAAUAGUGGCUAAGCUGGGGUUAUGUCUCUGUUGGGCCAGUGUGUACAGUUCUCUCCAUUGGAGUGGUUUGAGUUAAAAGGCCUUUUUAUGUGAUAAAGGUAUGAUUCUGACACUUGCUGCACAGGGAAAUACAGGGUAAAAUCUUAGUGUUCUCAUGUCUGCUUAUGUCCCUUCCUGCUCUGCAUAAGAUAUGGGUUUUCUCAUUAUACCUUGUAGAAGUAUAUACUUGUGCAGCAUACAUAUAGCACUAAUAUUUGUGUAUGCGUACAUGCAGAUGUAUGUGUAAAAGUAAAAUGAGCAAUAAUCAAGGUUAGAAAAAAGUGUUACUUGUUGUCUGUGAUGAAUCAGAUUCUCCAUAAUGAUCAGCAAGGGAAAGAAGUGAGUCUUUUCUAACCUUGGUUAUUGCUCAGAUUCUUAUUGAAGCAUAGUUAAGUUACAGGGAAUUUAAAACUGGCAAACCUAGGAACAAGUGGGCGAUACCAUUCAGAGCUGCUGCCAGCAGCUUUGUUUACAUAUCUCUGUGUCUGGCUAACCAGCAUCACUUGACAGAACUAGGUUAGGAAACAACCAUAUGUGUAUUUAGCCUGGGAGCUCUGUCACAGAUGGAGAACAGCAGCAGCCAGAAACAAAACCUCUUUUAGUUGUACUCACAGCAUCAUAGCAACACUCUGGACCGCAUCUCUUAAACUCCUGUGAUUUUGUUUUUAUUAUUAUUUUUAUGCUAAGUAUGUCAGCUUGGAUUGCAUGAAAUCACAUCUGCAGUAAUGGACUCACUGGAUAUAAAAGCUUAUUGGUGGCUUUUAGUUGCUGUCCAGUAAAUGGAGUUCAAAUGUUUUAAAUUAAAUGUCUGAAUUUGGGACUCUUCAUUACCUGUCCUUGUUCUGUUGAACUGCCCUCCAUCAUGACUUUGUCAAAAUAACCUUAACUCUUUAGUUAAUGUCACAAAUUUGUCACCAGAAUGAUUGUUUGGGGGGACACUUAAUUAUUCACUUUCAAAAUAAAUGUAGCUUGGCAAGGAUUAGAACAGCAGGGAUGCCUUUAACUACUACCAUAUUUCAUUGGAGGAGGAAUGCAUUAGCAGAGAAGACUAAUUGUUGCAUGCCUCCAUAGGCUGUCAUUAUCCCUUCAUUUGUAGGUUCUAAUUAGUAAAACUGCCAUGGUGUGUGAAAGCAGCAGAACAGUAAUGCUGUGAUCAACAGCUAUCUGGAUAUCAGGACAGCAAAAUUAUUUAAAUUAAAAAACCAAACCAAACAAACCCCACCUUUCUUCAAGGCUGGUACAUCUCUUGAAAUGUUGUUAAUGGUAGCAGUGUCCAAGGUUUUACUCAGCCCACCAUAGAACUUGGAGACUGGUGGGGACCUCUUCCUUUUGUUAAUAUACUCAAUGACUUGAUUUUCAGGUAGCAGCUCUUACUGUCAUCUUCUGCCUCUUCCUCUGUUAACUAGUGAAACAACUGGAUUUGUAUGAGGAAUUAAUUGUUACAGCAGCAUUGUGCAAGCUUGCUACAGAGAUCAGUAUGAGUAUAGUUUUUCCUUUUGUCUAUUUACAACACAGUUCAGUGGUGGGAGAGAUCUGCCUGUUGUGCCUGAAGGCAUGUGUGUCAUCCAUGCAGGUGGCUUUUUAAAACACUUGCAAUGAUCUCAGGUUAUUCAUGGCACCAAAGUACAUUGCUGGAUGCUUCACUUUACUCAGAAGCAGCCUUCUACAGGGGUGUGUUGGAAGUCCCAGCACUACCCAGGGCAGACUAUUGUAGUCUUCUGUGGCAGAGCUUCUGGAUCCAUUCCCCCUGCUUAUUGUUGUCAUGUUACUAUGGCCUUAUCCAGCUGGGAAGUUGAUUUCAGUAGGCAGAGUGAGCAGCAGGUUAUCUGGUUAAAUGUAGGGAAAGUAUCUGUAUUGAGGGAGCUUUGUUUCCAGGGAUAGGUGGUAGGAGGGUUUUCUUGAAGGAGGAUGUUUCCAGAGGUAGAGCUGGGUUGAUCAUGGAAUAAGACUUCUUGGACUCAAAAGCACUUUUUUUUUAAUUAAAAAAAGUCCACCUUGUUGAGUAUACUAUCUGUAAUAUUCCUCCAUGAUUAUAUAGUCAGAGGGAUCUAAAUGUUUCUGUUUGAUUAACAGGUGGCCUGAUGGUUUAGUGCUCCUACUUCUGCUAUUUGUCAAGUUAUGCAGCCUUUCUUUAAAUGUGGCUAAACAUUCCAGUCCAUGGAACAGGAAAAUCAUUCCGACUGCAUAAAUACUUUUGCUAGUAACAUAUCUUGUUAGUUUUUGUGAACAAAUUACUGUGUUAAAACUUUCAACUUUGGUGCUUAUACCACAAAAUUUACUAUUAACUUUUGUAUGAACCACUUCUAAAAAAGAGAAGCUGCAUUUCCUCAUGGGCUGCUUUCCAGUAGUGAACACUAUAGACAUUUUGCUGUAAGCUUGUGUAUAUGUGCACAUUAUAGUCAUGUCCCAUACCAGCCCCAGGAGUAUUUAAAAUCCCUACCAAUUUGUGAAAACAUCUGCUCUUCACUGAAGUCUGGGAUCAUCUGUCAAAUUUUUUUGAGUAUUUCUGAAGGCUACUUGGUAAUGUGCGUCCUUUACUUUCUCCGUUCCUCCUGCUACCUUCAGUCAGAGGACCUCACUUUGAGCUGCUGCAGAGAUGCUCUGGGUCUGCUGAGCUUCCUAGGCCUUGAAAAGAGGAGACAUAGCUUAAUCUUGAAAACUAAUAGAUGAGUCUGACAAGUUCUUUCACUGCUAGUGCUCCUCUGAAUAUUAAAGGAUAUGAAGUAAGACUAACUUGCAAUUAGGACCUGUCUUACAGUCCUGAAAUUAAUAGAAGCUAAUCAGUAGCUUGAUGAAAGGAUAUUGCGAGUAUCUGUCACAAAGCAGACAAUAGUUAAUAUACUUCAUAAACAAAAAACUUUCAGGACUACAGAUAAAAAAAGUCAAAGGAAAAAUAGGGAUAGAAAAUCUGCAGGGAGAGAGCUGAAGCCUCUAGAUAGUGUCUAUGCACAUAUUUGUUCCUAUGUGCAAAUAGUACUGGGUAUGCUUGUGGUUCUGCUGAUGGACCUGCAAGAUACUUGGCAGAGAUCUGAAAAGCUGCUUGGUUAUGUAUGCUGACUGCUCCCAAAUCACACCCACUUGUAAUAUAAACCACAGCUUCCUUCUGGAUAUUGGUAUCUGUUAAGCAAAUGUAUAAUGGAAAAACUUGUUAGGAAAUCAGGAGAGACAGUGAACCUCAAUGUUUCCACCCAAUAUUUUAGUGAUGAAUAUUUGGGAUCCCUUGAGGUGUAUAAAUGCUGCUUGAAUGCCAAUAUCAACCUUUAGAACAUGUGAAAACUUGUUCUUGCAUCCAAAACUGAUUUCUGAAACUUAAUUGUUUUAUUUUGAGAUUCUUUGGAGAAUACAAUAAUCUCAGAAAUACUGAUUGGAAAAAAUACAAAAUCUGCCUGUUGAUGAGAUUCACGAAGAGGGAUCAGUUCAUAAGGAAAAAAGGUUUGCAUUGGGAAAUGCUUCAUACCAUAUUUGAUUUCAAGAACUAAAACUAUAUAAAAAGAGUUCAAGCUCUUGCACUGCAUUAUUGUAUAGUGGUAUAUACCUACUAAGAACAACUGUAGAAAUUCUGUUUGGCCUGAUGUAAAACAUGCAAGUCUUUGUUCCUGAGGCUUGUUUGAUUAGAGAAUAUAGGCUGGAAUACUUGUCUUGUAUGCCUGCCUAGACAGUUUUCACUAUGUUUUCAUGUGUCUUCUAUUGACUUCUUUUCCAUCUGGGGACAUGCCCACUCUAAGUCACUUGCUACUGUUCCUCUGGGAGGUUGUCACCCCUCAGUCUGGGUGAACAUAGAAUUGGCUGGGAACAGUCCAUAUGUUAUCUUCUCUUAGGGAGUCAGAGCAGGUAGCACCCUUAGCCUUUGAGAAACGCUUUGAAAGACCUGAAAAGGAAUAUCAAAGUUUCCAACAUCUACAGAUUGAAUAUUUUGGGCAUAAGAAAAUAUUUUUCUUUAUUACUCCUGUAUAAAUUAUAUUAUUGUGGCAUUAAUAUUGCUUUAAAACAAGAAAAACCUGUACCUUUGUGGCACUAACCUUUAUAAUCUGGCAGUUGCCAUUGACCACAAAAGAUGCUGUGUCUAAACAGUCCCUGAAACAUAAGUAAAUGGAAGUAAAUGCUGACACCUGUGAGGAGCUCCAUUCCCAGAUGAAUUUGGCAGAUACUGACCUGGAGCUUGCAUCCAAACUGUGGGUGGGCAUAUCUGCCAUGGAUUCAUAUCCUUACUCCAUAGCUACAUUACAAAAAAAAAAAAAAAAAAAAGGUUGGGGACAGCAUGUGAUGGCUAUAAGUUCUAAAGCUGAAUGGUGCACUGGUGGGGAAGACUUAUUUUUGGCUUCAUUAGUGUCAUAAGCUGACCCCUGGGUAUUAUGUUUGAGAAUCUGAGUGCUACAAAGGUGAACUGACUGUGGUAGUUUUUUAGGGAUUAGUAUGACUACUAAUGUAACAGAAAAGGCAUGCAGGAAAUGAUUAGUAGGAAGUGUUGUGAUAAAUUUGUAUGAAGAUGGUUCUCUACAGCAUAAAGUCUUACCUUCCUUCAGCUGUCUUUUCUGACAAUAGGCUCAAAAUUGACAAAAGUGAUUACAAGUGUUGUCCUCGGCACCAGAUUAUCUCUGCUAUCAAGUGGAACCACCAGUGAAGAUGUUGUCACAAAGAUACCCAGGAAGGCAGUUGGGAUAAACAAGCAUUAUAAGCAGUUCCUGUGGAAAAAGGAAAAGCAGCUUUCUUUCUAGACAUGAACAGCUGUUCCCUGUAAAAGCAGCAGUGUUAAACUUCAGUCAAUUUCAUUCACUUCCUGAAACACCUUGAAGAGGUUUCUCUGCAGGGAGGCUAUAAACAUCUAUAUAUUGUGUCCAGGAAUGGCUUGGCUGCUGAUUUACUUGUUACCUGCUGUGAUGAAACUCUUCUCUUCCAUACUCUGCUGCAUAAAGAUGAUUCAGGGCUUUGCAAAUAACGGGAACUUGGUGAGGUCAAGACUGAAAACUGGUAAGGACAUAUGCUUGGGGGCAAAUGUACCUACUGGACUUGGAAGCUACAGAGGCACUCAAGAGGAUGAGCUUUAAUUUAGGGAGGUGCAAUAUAGGCUAACAUUGUAGGACUCAUGUGGAGGGAGGACUCCUCCACAAGGCAUCUUAGGACAGUAGCCUUUGGGCUAAAAUUAGUCUUCAUGAAUACCAGCAUAGCUAAGGAUUGAAACACCAAUGUAAGGACACAAAGAGAAGACUGAUAGAGCCCAAUAGAAAUUUUUUCAUUAUGUUUUCAUAGCCUUGGGCUGGGACUGCAGAAGUGGAGGUCAUCAGAGCUACCUCUCUAGUGUGGUUUGGAGAGGUUAUCCCAGGUCUAAGGGGUAGCAUAGCAUUGAAAUAGCAAUGGAAAUGGUUAGGUGCUUGAUGCCAUGCUCAGGAGAUAAAGCAAAAUUGAGGUAGCUUUAAGCAAGCAUGAGCUCUUGAAGGAGUGAGUUCUUAAUUUUUUUUUUUUUUUCUUUCAUAAAAUUGAGUAAAUAGAAGAAGCCAGUGACAUCCUUCAGUAUUAGCACAACUUUAGGGGUGAGUGGUCUGUGCAAAUCUGUUUAGUAGUGAGCAUGUUAGCUUUUCCUUCAGAGACUUUGGGCAUGUGUGACUGUGCAGGAGGUGUUUGUCUCCAGAGACACUCUCUUGAGGUCAGUCAGUUGGGGCUGCCAGAGUCUGGGGACAGUGGUCUUCAACAAGAUCCUGUGUAUAUCCAUGUGCUGUGCUGUUAGGGAAAGCUGAUUAUCCCAGUGUUGUUUCUGUUGUUGAAUUGCUCUUAAUGCCAUGGUGGUGGGAGCAUUAUGAAUGUCUAAUUCUGCAGCCUGAACUUUAAUAUCUGCCCAGCACUCUAAGGGAGGUUAAGGUUGCACAGCCAGCUGCUGGCUCUUUUCUGCACUAGUUUGGCUUCUGAUUGCUUCCAUCUUAACUUGUGUUUGUAGUAUGCAGCAGAGGAUGGACUUGUACACACAAAUUAUGUGGCCAGGACAGUGUCCAAAUAAUGGAUUUGCAUUUAAAGGCCCCAGCAGUUAGACUUCCUUAGUGAAGGUAAGGAUAACAAAUCCCAGGAGAUAGGGUUUGUGUGUAUCAUAAUGUUUUAUUCAAAUAACCACCAUACUCAACAUAAUAUGUCAUUUGCUGCCCUGAGAAGGUGGCUACACUUUCCUGUGUCCAGAAUGUCAUGCUGCAAUAAGCAAAAUCCUAUGAAAUCCAUAAUUUAAAGGAUUUUAACUACUCCAGUCAUCUUAAGGCUGCUGCUUUGUAUGUUUCCCAGGGCUUCGAAUGCAUGCUGCUUUAAGCUUUAGUAGCAGUACUGAGAGCCUGCAGAAAGCUUCUCAGAGCCAGUUUUCUCUGUGGAGCAAAGUGUGGAGAUGAGGUUACUCUCCUAGCAAUGCACUAAAAUGAGGUGUUGGUUAGACAGAAUAAGCCACUUUCUUAGGUAAUUACAGAAUCCAAUGUCUAAGCUUCACACUGAUGUAAAAUUUCAGCAAUGAAGUAGUUUGUAUAAUAGCAGCUACUCUCUUGCUGUUGUUAGCUUUCUGAUCAAGGCACUUCAGCCUUUCAAGUUUGGUUUACUUGAUCUUCUGUAUAGGAACAAGCAAAGGCUGAAGUCACCCAGAAAGCAUUUGUGCAGAAAAAUGCAAGUUGAACUGCAAGGCAGUGUAUUGAUGGACCAUGAGACUUAUAGUGUCAUAGUCUCAAAGGAAGAUAUAGAAAUGUAUUUGCAAAAAAUGCUUCUGUAAUCUCUAGUCUUUGAAAAAAUAAGUAGUUAAAGAAGAGAUCAGAUUUUUUUUACGCCACUUUCUUUCCUCUAUUCUGUUUUUAGUUUUCCCUCUGAAAAAUAGCAACAAAACUGUCUGUUUUUUCUAAUUCUUCUGCUUUUGACACAGACAACUUAGCCCAGAGUGUAAUCUACUUCUGGUCAAAACCUUUACCUGCAGUAUCACCUCACUGUCAUCUGCUCCAAGUGUGCUGCUUUUGCAUGUGUUUAAGUGACCGUUUCAGCUUGUUGUCUAACAAGGUGGCCUUUGGCUGAAUUGAUGAAGCUAAAUCCUGUCCCUGCACUGACAGUCAGAGCCAUAAUUAGCUGCUUAGUGGCCUCCUGGUCUAAACUAUACUACAUCACUUCCCAUCUACUUAUUGUUGUCAUGCAGUGAUCAGGAUCAGGAAGCUUCCUUAUCCCGCUGGAAAAACUCUUGGGGUUUGUCUUUGUUUUCAGCCAGUUUACAGCUUAGCAGUGCUAGUUGCCUGUGUUGGCCCAGAGACAGGAAAGGAGAAGUGGCCAAAGCAGGCACUGAGACAUAGGAAGGGCAUUGCCACAUUGGACUUAAUUAUAAAGCUUCACCUCCAAAGGUAAAAGGUCAUAAAAUAGUGAAUAAAUUCAGGUAUACUCUUAGUGCAGUACUCGUAGUUUUAAUUACAUUUUCUAUUAAAGUUAUGUGUGUGUAAGGUGAAUACUAAAGCUUUUGGUUCUUCUGUAACGAUUUUUUAUUUAGGAAAUCAAGAAAUUAAUAUUUGCUUUUAUCAUGGUGUUCAGAGACCUGCACAACUCUUUCAUGCAGAUUCCUCUACCCUUUCUGAUGUUUUGAACAAA
This is a messenger RNA of Serinus canaria (Common canary), 12586 nucleotides long. It is a transcript of the gene ESRP1, whose product is annotated as epithelial splicing regulatory protein 1. Gene Ontology annotation, molecular function: RNA binding. Gene Ontology annotation, cellular component: ribonucleoprotein complex. NCBI's taxonomy places the organism in Eukaryota, Metazoa, Chordata, Aves, Passeriformes, Fringillidae. The coding region runs from base 222 to 2045 and encodes 607 amino acids. The record is from RefSeq and is a predicted model, not a curated record. The transcript is spliced from 13 exons.